This is a messenger RNA of Mytilinidion resinicola, 3993 nucleotides long. RefSeq names its product phospholipid-translocating P-type ATPase. Gene Ontology annotation, biological process: phospholipid translocation; endocytosis; retrograde vesicle-mediated transport, Golgi to endoplasmic reticulum. Gene Ontology annotation, molecular function: magnesium ion binding; ATP binding; ATP hydrolysis activity. The coding region runs from base 1 to 3993 and encodes 1330 amino acids. The transcript is spliced from 3 exons. Gene Ontology annotation, cellular component: endosome; trans-Golgi network; plasma membrane. NCBI's taxonomy places the organism in Eukaryota, Fungi, Ascomycota, Dothideomycetes, Mytilinidiales, Mytilinidiaceae. The record is from RefSeq and is a predicted model, not a curated record.
AUGUCCGCUCCUCAUCAAUACCACCAGCCAAAUGCGCCAGACGAUAGCGACUCCGACCUCGAACUGGACCUGGAAGAACUCGAUCCCCUCGCUGCAUCCUCAAAUUCUGCGACUUCCCCUCCGCGCCGCCCGUCGAAGGAGCAACAUAAGCCGUAUCAGCUGGAGGCAAGGAUACCUCUGCGCAAUCUGAGGGUUGGCAGACUGCGAGCAUUGAGAAGAAACACCGCAUCACCGAGCUACGACGAUGAUGAGGAUCUCCGGGGCCUCAUCGAGGACGACCAUGACACCCAGAGGAACUCCGCAGGUAGCUCUGGCACCAUCGGGGACGACGAUGCGCCGCUUCUCUCCUCUUCACAAGUUAGGAGGAGAACGCCGCGAAAUCCGAGCGCUAUGGCUAGACUUGGAUCAGCCCUUCGUCUGCCGAGCUUCAUAUCUUCACAAACACGACCGAUGACACCGGGGGGCCAUCAUCCAGCUGAGGACGAGGAAGAAGCGGAGGACGAACACGAUCCCAGCUCAAACCGGAACAUCGCAGUUGGCCAACUCCAGACCUCUCGAUUCCCUCCAAACGCGGUGUCCAACGCCAAAUAUACCCCGUGGAGCUUCCUACCGCGGACCCUGUACAAUGAAUUCUCCUUCUUCAUCAACAUGUAUUUCUUGCUUGUAGCAUUAUCUCAGAUAAUACCCGCAUUACGGAUCGGAUACCUCUCCACCUAUAUUGCACCCCUCGCAUUUGUUAUAUCUGUCACACUCGGAAAGGAAGCCCUCGACGAUAUUGCCCGACGAAGAAGAGACGCCGAAGCAAACUCAGAGGGAUACACGGUUUUGCGAUUUGAAGAUAAUAGUCGAAAUGGCGUAGCCAACACCAAGACUUCGGACAAAAAGGGCAAGGGACGGAAGCCAAAGGGCAGGAGUGGGAUGGGUGCCCGCCGGCUAUCGGACAUUGAGGACGAGGAACGAAACAUGUCCACCACGACGGGAAUGCCGACAUCUAGCUAUCAAGAGAUAGUGAAGCCAUCUCGCGACCUUAAAGUCGGUGAUGUCGUGAAGCUUGGGAAAGAUCAACGAGUCCCGGCCGAUAUGGUGUUGUUGAAGAGUUAUUCCAAUGAGGUUGCCGCCUCUGCCCCCGAGCCCGCCCCGUUUGAACACCCAGAGUUGUUGGAUUUAGGUGUUAGUGCUGCCUCAGGGUCACUGGAAAAGCCUCAAACCCCAUCGAAUGCUCCAGAGCCGACUGGAGAAGCCUUCAUCCGAACAGAUCAGCUGGAUGGUGAGACGGACUGGAAGCUUCGAAUCACAUCACCGUUGACUCAAUCUCUCGACAUUGGGGAAUACACCAGGCUCCGGGUUGUUGCGGGCAAGCCAGACAAGAAAGUCAACGAAUUUAUCGGUACGGUCGAGCUGCUCCCAAAGUCACGCCGAGAGUAUGACCCACAUAUCAGCCGAGACGAAGGAGGGCCAUCCACAGCCACUGAACAAGUCAAGUCUGCUCCAUUGAACAUCGAUAGCACGCUUUGGGCGAAUACGGUAGUGGCUUCAAGCUGUGCGGUACUUGCCGUAGUGGUAUACACCGGCUCCCAAACACGCCAAGCCCUGUCUACCUCUCCCUCAAGGUCGAAGACCGGUCUACUUGAGUACGAGAUCAACUCUUUGACUAAGAUCCUUUGUAUACUCACAUUGAGUCUCUCGUUCAUCCUGGUUGCAGCCGACGGCUUUCGCGCCCAAGAUGGAAAUCAGUGGUAUGUCCUCGUCAUGCGAUUCUUGAUUUUGUUCUCAACGAUCGUACCCGUUGGGCUGCGCGUCAAUCUGGACAUGGGGAAAUCUGUUUACGCUUAUUUGAUUGAACACGACAAAGAGAUCCGGGGAACGGUAGUGCGCACGAGCACGAUUCCCGAGGAUCUUGGUCGGGUAGAGUACUUGCUUAGUGACAAAACUGGAACUUUGACGCAGAACGAAAUGGAAAUGAAGAAGAUACAUGUUGGUACCGUCUCUUACGCCAACGAAGCCAUGGACGAGGUGGCCUCCUACGUUCGCCAAAGUUUCAUCGUUCAGCCAUCUGGUGACGCCACAGCUCCUCCCCCAUUGAUCACGCCCUCCUCUACAUAUGUCGCUCCCCUGACAUCUGCUACAAGAACGCGAAGGGAAAUCGGAUCUCGUGUUCGUGAUGUCGUCUUAGCGCUUGCGUUGUGUCAUAAUGUCACGCCUACAACCGAGGAGAAGGACGGCGAAACCGUCAUAUCGUAUCAAGCUUCAUCUCCCGAUGAGAUUGCCAUCGUUCGCUGGACUGAGGCUGUUGGUCUUCGACUGCUGCAACGUGACCGACACUCCAUGGCCCUCCAAUCUGUCGAGACAGGGAAACUUGUCGUGCGUGUCAGGAUUCUUAACGUAUUCCCCUUCACAUCUGAAGGCAAGCGUAUGGGCAUAGUUGUCAAAUUCUGCUCCGGCACCUCAUCCUCACCCACAGAAGACGACGGCGACAUCUGGUUCUACCAAAAGGGCGCCGACACUGUCAUGAGCACCAUCGUUGCCGCCAACGACUGGCUUGACGAAGAAACCGCCAACAUGGCCCGCGAAGGCCUCCGCACCCUCGUCGUUGGCCGGAAAAAGCUCUCCGCUGGCAUAUACGAAGAGUUCCUGUCCAAAUACUCGCAAGCCGCCCUCGCCCUCCACAACCGCGACACUGCCCUCGCCGACGUCGUCAAAGCCUACCUUGAAAAUGACCUCGAGCUACUCGGCGUCACUGGGGUCGAGGACAAGCUCCAGAAGGACGUCAAAUCGUCCCUUGAGCUCCUCCGCAACGCUGGUAUCAAGAUCUGGAUGCUGACGGGUGAUAAAGUUGAGACCGCGCGCUGCGUCGCUGUUAGCUCUAAGCUCGUCGCCCGGGGACAGUACGUUCAUACCAUCGCGAAAAUGAAGCGGAAAGACCUCGCGCACGACUCUCUCGACUUCUUACGUGGCAAACCAGACGCUUGUUUGCUAAUUGACGGCGAAUCCCUCGCGCUCAUGCUGACGCACUACCGCGAGCAAUUUAUCUCCAUCGCCGUCACCCUCCCCACCGUCGUCGCGUGCCGCUGUUCUCCUACCCAAAAGGCCGACGUCGCGAAACUCAUCCGCGCACACACCAAGAAGCGCAUCUGCUGCAUCGGCGACGGUGGCAACGACGUCUCCAUGAUCCAAGCGGCGGAUGUUGGCGUCGGAAUCGUGGGGAAAGAAGGACGCCAAGCCAGCUUAGCUGCCGAUUUCUCGAUCGAGCAGUUCUGCUAUCUCACCAAGCUACUCGUGUGGCAUGGGCGGAACAGCUACAAGCGCAGCGCAAAGCUCGCCCAAUUCGUCAUCCACCGCGGUCUCAUCAUCAGCGUCUGCCAAACCGUCUACAGCAUCGCUACCAAAUUCGCUCCGAACGCUCUCUACCGCGACUGGCUCCUCGUCGGCUACUCCACAGUCUACACCAUGGCCCCCGUUUUCUCCCUCGUGCUCGACACCGACAUCCCCUCCUCUCUCGCGCACCUCUACCCGGAGCUCUACGCCGAGCUCACCACCAACCUCACCCUCUCCUACCGCACCUUCUUCAUCUGGGUCCUCGUCUCCAUCUACCAGGGCUCCCUUAUCCAAGUCCUCUCCCAGUUCCUCACGCCCGCUCCCGCCACCUCGCAGACCCCUCCUCCCUCCACCGACCUCGACGUCGGCAGCCCGGGCUUCUCGCGCAUGGUCGCCCUCUCCUACACAGCGCUCGUGCUCAACGAGCUCGUCAUGGUCGCGAUUGAGAUCAUCACGUGGCACUGGGCCAUGUGGCUGAGUAUUCUGGGCACCGCGGGCGUGUUUUUCGCUAGUCUGCCGUUUUUGGGCGAUUAUUUUGAUUUGGGGUUUGUGGCGAGUGGCGCGUUUUUGUGGAGGGUCGUGGUCGUGGCGGGGGUCAGUUUGGGGCCGCCGUAUGCGGUCAAGUGGAUAAGGAGGUUGUGGCGGCCGCCGAGUUAUCGGAAGGUUAGGGGGGUGUAG